AUGAGGAAGGGGAUGCAGGAGCCAGAUCUGCAAAGGCUGCUGGGCAGGCCUCCAGAGCCUUGGGGCAGCCUGGUGCCAGACAUGACACCACCCCCAGCCUCCACCCCGUGCCAUGAAACAGACUUGGGGGAGCAGUGCCCAGAGGGUGGCAUGGGGCUCAGGGCCCAAGACAAGUCAGAGCUGUGUGGAGGCAAAUCCCCAGAGGCCCAAGCUGGGAGACGGCGAUGGCGCCGAGGACAAGGAUCAGAGGACGACCGUCUCUGCGCGUCCCGCGGCAGCAUUUAUGUCCCAGACUCCGGAGGCAACUUUUUCCGCGACUGGAAAACCGAAAUCGACUUCCUGCUCGUGAGGGAGGAGAAGCUGCGACCCCCGCGGCGGGCGUGGUGGCAGCGACUCCUGCAGCGGAGCUGGCGCGGUAAGUUCCAGAGGAACCUGCGCGCGGCCGGGCUCCUCCUGGAGGAGGAGUGCAGUCUCGCCAAGCGCCGCGCCCUCGCCGUGUACUUCGCCAAGCUGUGCGCCCUGGGAGCUGCUGGCGGAGGAACUGAGCCUGCGCGUGCUGCUGCCCGACGUAACCCGGACUCGGACGGAGGGGGGAGCUACUGCGGCGCCUUCGCCUGCUGCAACCUCUGCAGCAACACGUGCCCAAUAAGCAGCUGGACUUUCCGCCGCUCCAAGCUGGACUUAUUCCUGGGCAGGGCUUCCCAUGACUCCUACUUCUCCAGCACCCAGAGGCACCAAGUGGCAGAGAUCCUGGCCCGAACAAUCUAUGGGAAACAGAAACGUGCAGAGAUGGUCAUGGCCCGUCUGCUGACCGAGGGAGUCUACACUGCAGCCUUCCCACUGCGUGAGGGCCCCUGUGAUCUGCCCGGGUACCAGGAGGACUUUGGGGACAAGGUAGCUAUCUACUUCGCCUGGUUGGUGCAUCUGGUGUUGGGGGGAGGAGAUCUGUGCGAGCAGGAGUUCCUUCCUCAUGUGCUCACUCUGUGCCACAUGGAAUGGAUAUUUGUGACACAUGGAAUGGAUACUUGUGCCACAUGGAAUAUUUCCGAGAUCUGCCCCAUGGCCAAGCUGGGCUAUCUCUUUGACCAUCUGGGAACUGUGUUCUUUAGCAUCUUCGUGUCCUUCUGGGCCAUGGCCUUCCUGGAGCACUGGAAGCACAAGAGUACCACCUUGGCCCACCACUGGGACUGCAGUGACUUCCAGGAAGAGGAGUUGACGCCCAGCUCAGCCCUCCAGGAGUGCCCACAUCCAGAGUUUGCUGCCCUGGCCCCACAGAUGGCCCAGAACCCAGUGACAGGCCUGAAGGAGCCCUACUUCCCACCCCGCACCCGUCUUCCCCGCCUACUCACCAGCUCUGCAGCCAUCCUCAUCAUGCUCUGUGUGGUGAUGAUUUUCCUGGUGUCUGUCAUCAUUUACUGCAGCAUCAUCAGCAUUGCAAUGUUCCACACGGCCAACUCUGUGCUCAUGACCCAAGCUGGUAACAUUGCCAACAUCAGCAGCACUGUGCUCUACCUGGUACUGAUCCUCCUGGGCCAGGUCUAUACCUCACUGGCUGAGCAGCUCACCAGCGAGCCUGGAGGCUGCCUUCUCGAGCUUGCUCAACAGCUCUUCAUCAUCACAGUGAGCAAACAGCUGGUCAGCAACGUGCAGGAGUUCAUUGUGCUGAAGCUGAAGACCUGGCGGCAGAAGAGACACCUGGCCGGGCUGCUGGACACCCAGAUCAGGCAGGAGCAGCGGCGCUGGGAGGAGGACUAUGAGCUCAUUGAGUUCAAGGGCCAGUGUGAUGAACACCUGGAGAUGGUGCUGCAGUCUAGGUUCAUCACCAUCUUCGUGGCAGCCUUCCCACCGGCACCCCUGUUUGCUCUGCUCAACAACUGGGUGGAGAUCCGACCGGACACCCAGAAGUUCUGUGCGACCCCCUUGCAGGCUUUCCUCAUCGCCUUCACCUCGGACUUCCUGCCACGUCUCCUGUACCAGGACAAGGGCUUUCGCGACGCUCAGAGGAAUCUCACCCUCUUCUACUGGAAGCUGCUGGCUGUGCGUCUGGGCUUCAUCAUCGCCUUCGAGCACGUGGUGUUCUUCCUGGGCCUCAUCGCCUGGCUCGUGCCCGACGUGCCAGCCGCCCUGGCUACCAAGAUAAAGCGCGAGCGCUACCUGGCCAAGCAGGCGCUGGAGGACAACAGGGAGGCGUUACUUUCGCUGCAACCCCAGAGCUCCCAGGGUGUCCUGGAGCCCUGGACCGUGCUGGAGGCUGGACGGAGCUCCCUGGCUGAGGUAGGACCCCACCUGGCUGCCAGCAACCCCAUCCUCCUCCCGCCAGUCUUCCCAAGGCCCAGUCUGAUCUGUGUGGUGGGCCGCCUGCCAGUGUGUGACCCUCCCAGCCAGCUUGGCAUGGGUGUGGGCACCACUCAGCGCUAA
Eubalaena glacialis (North Atlantic right whale) is the source of this 2418-nucleotide messenger RNA. RefSeq names its product anoctamin-7-like. Lineage: Eukaryota; Metazoa; Chordata; Mammalia; Artiodactyla; Balaenidae. The transcript has 23 exons. The coding region runs from base 1 to 2418 and encodes 805 amino acids. Gene Ontology annotation, biological process: chloride transmembrane transport. The record is from RefSeq and is a predicted model, not a curated record. Gene Ontology annotation, cellular component: plasma membrane. Gene Ontology annotation, molecular function: protein dimerization activity; chloride channel activity.